AUGACAGAACAAAAACUGCUUCUCUCACUCGAUCCAAACCGAUCCACAAUCGAAAUGAUUGGAACAGUUACUCAUGAACACGACAAGAUCACACCAAUUCCAUCGGAUCUGCAUGAUCCAUCAUUAGAGCAAUACUUGACGAAACGAGGAAUUUAUGGCAUUAAAACAAUAAUUGCUAGAACUUCCUUUUUGUAUGUUCUUACUGAUUCUGGCCAUUUAUUAGAGUUCUCCCAUAAUACCUCAGAUAUUGUGGAACACAUUCUCGAAUUUGUAGAACCCAACGAGAAGAUUGUGAAUAUCAGUGCCGGAUAUGCCUUAUUACUUGUUGUGUUGCAAGAUCAACACACAUUGAAAACGAGAGUUUUUGGUAAAAAUUCAAGUACAUCACACGGCCAAUUUCAAUAUGCAAAGAACGUGAAACAACAUGCACAAACGGUCAUGUCGCUCACAGCACGAGCCACGACUAGUUGUUCUAGUCCAUGGUACGAAGUUCUUGAUUUCCAACAUGUGCUUGAUGUGGAUGAAUACAUUAUUUUCACGUCAUGUGCUGCUUAUACAGCCACUUUUAUUUCGAACAAGGGGAGGAUUGCAGCAUCUGGAUCAAACCAAUUUGGUGAGUGUGCAAGCGGCAGCGUUUGUUCUUAUCAAGCUGGAGUUAAUCAAACCCAAGUAAUGGAAUGUAAAAUUGAAAAUUGUGAUUCAAAGAAUAGCAAGCCGUUCUUUGUCAGAUCUGUGAAUGGUGACCAUACAAUUGUUGCCUUAACAAGAGACAAUAGAGUUUUCUAUUGUGGUUAUACCUUGAAUAGAGGUUCAGACUUAUCUAUUCUUAGAGAAUUGCCAUCGCCGUUGGACAUCGACGAAUAUUUUAUUGAUAUUGCUUCAUGUUACUAUUCUACCUUAAUUUUAACAAACAAACACAAGUUAUAUUCCGUAGAAUCUCAUAAAAGAAUUUAUUGGACAUGGAAAGAAAACAUUACCCGUUGCAGUAUUUUUGCAUCACCUUCCUUGUUUUUCAUUGUAGUGAAUGAUUCAAAAAUUUUCACAUAUUCACCAGAAUCAAUCACUAAAGAAACCAAUCUCACAGUGAAUACCAAGUUGCACGGAUCCCGUCUAUGCUUAACAGCGAGUGACAACAUUAUCAUGUAUUGGCAAAAGCAUGAAGAGUCCAAAUCCCUCCGAAGAAUGAAAGAAACACUUUUAAAAUCACUGAACAAUGUUUUUUUGCAAGACGUAACAGUGGUGCAAUUGUAA
This is a messenger RNA of Naegleria lovaniensis, 1251 nucleotides long. RefSeq lists its product as uncharacterized. Bases 1 to 1251 code for a protein of 416 amino acids. NCBI's taxonomy places the organism in Eukaryota, Heterolobosea, Eutetramitea, Acrasida, Naegleriidae. The record is from RefSeq and is a predicted model, not a curated record. The transcript is spliced from 3 exons.